This is a messenger RNA of Coniosporium apollinis CBS 100218, 795 nucleotides long. RefSeq names its product glutathione S-transferase. The transcript is spliced from 2 exons. The record is from RefSeq and is a predicted model, not a curated record. NCBI's taxonomy places the organism in Eukaryota, Fungi, Ascomycota, Dothideomycetes. The coding region runs from base 1 to 795 and encodes 264 amino acids.
AUGUCUACCUCGGACGAGCCCACCAUCACCCUCUACACCACCCAGACGCCCAAUGGCAUCAAAAUCUCCAUAACCCUCGAAGAGCUCGGCCUCCCCUACAAAGUCCACAAAAUCGACCUCAAAACCGACGUCCAAAAGGAGCCCUGGUUCCUCGCCCUGAACCCCAACGGGCGUAUCCCGACCCUCUCCGAUACCUUCACCGAUGGGUCUCCCAUCGCGCUCUUCGAAUCCGGCGCCAUCAUGCAAUACCUCGUCGCUCGCUACGACAGCGACCACAAAAUCUCCUACCCCGCACACACACGCGAAUUCCACGAGACGAACUGCUGGCUCUUUUUCCAGAACGCCGGCGUCGGACCCAUGCAGGGCCAGGCAAACCACUUCCUGCGCUACGCGCCCGAGAAGAUCGAGUACGGCGUCCAGCGCUACACCAACGAGACGCGGCGGCUAUACGGGGUGCUGGACUCACAUCUCGAGAAGACAAACCGGCCCUACCUCGUCGGAGAAAAAUGCACCAUCGCCGACAUCGCGUGUUGGGGGUGGGUGGCCGCAGCCGGGUGGGCCGGGGUAGAGAUCGAGGAGUUCCCGACGCUGAAGGCGUGGGAGGAGCGCAUGGCGCAGAGGCCGGGAGUCGAGAAGGGGAGACAUGUGCCGGAGAGACAUGGGAUCAAGGAUUUGUUGAAGGAUAAGGCGAAGAUGGAGCGGAUUGCGAAUGAGAGUAGGGAGUGGGUGCAGAAGGGGAUGAAGGAGGAUGCGGAGAGGAUGGAGAGGGAGAAGCAGAGGGAGAGGGAGAAGUGA